Cynocephalus volans (Philippine flying lemur) is the source of this 981-nucleotide messenger RNA. Its product is annotated as T-cell surface glycoprotein CD1a-like. NCBI's taxonomy places the organism in Eukaryota, Metazoa, Chordata, Mammalia, Dermoptera, Cynocephalidae. Gene Ontology annotation, molecular function: endogenous lipid antigen binding; lipopeptide binding; exogenous lipid antigen binding. Gene Ontology annotation, biological process: antigen processing and presentation, exogenous lipid antigen via MHC class Ib; antigen processing and presentation, endogenous lipid antigen via MHC class Ib; immune response. The transcript is spliced from 5 exons. Bases 1 to 981 code for a protein of 326 amino acids. The record is from RefSeq and is a predicted model, not a curated record. Gene Ontology annotation, cellular component: external side of plasma membrane.
AUGCUGUUUCUGCUGCUCCCAUUGCUGGCUGUUCUUCUCCCAGGCAGUCACAAUGAGUACGGGUUUGAGGAGCCUGUCUCCUUCCAUGUCACCCAGAUCUCAUCCUUUCACAACCGUUCCUGGACACAGACUCUUCUUUCAGGAUGGCUGGAUGAAUUUCAUAUUCAUACUUGGGACAGCAACUCUGGAACCAUCAUUUUCCUGCAGCCUUGGUCCAGGGGGAACUUUAGCAAUGAGGAGUUUAUGAAAAUUGAAAAUUUUUUGCAUUUGUAUCUAGUUAGAUUUGCCCAGGCAUUUCAUGACUACAUUCAUCGGUUGCGAUUUGAAUAUCCUUUUGAGAUACAGAUGACAGCAGGCUGUGAGCUGCACCCAGGGGGGGUCUCAGUAGACUUCCUGUGGACAGCUUAUCAAGGAUCAGAUUUCCUGAGCUUCCAGAACAAUUCUUGGCUGCCAUCCCCAAAGGGUGGAAGUAGUGCCCAGCUCGUUUGCAAAGUACUUAAUCAGGACAAAGUCUACACAGAAAUGGUACAGACGUUACUCAGUGACACCUGCCCACGUUUCAUCUUGGGAAUUCUUGAUUCAGGGAAGGCAGAUCUCCAGCGACAAGUGAAGCCAGAGGCCUGGCUGUCCAGUGGCCCCAGUCCUGGGCCUGGCCGUCUGCUCCUGGUGUGCCAUGUCUCAGGAUUCUACCCAAAGCCCAUAUGGGUGAUGUGGAUGCGGAAUGAGCAAGAGCAGUUGGAUACUCGGCAGGGUGAUGUCCUGCCCAAUGCUGAUGGGACGUGGUAUCUCCAAGCAACCCUGGAAGUGAAUACUGGGGAGGUGGCUGACCUGACUUGCCGGGUGAAGCACAGCAGUCUAGGAGGCCAGGACAUCAUCCUCUACUGGGAACAUCACAGCUCCAUGGGCUUGAUUUUCUUGGCAGUGAUACUGCUUCUAGCUCUUCUGGCAGGUCUUGCAUUUUGGUUUUGGAAGUGCUGGUGA